This is a messenger RNA of Megalobrama amblycephala (Wuchang bream), 1957 nucleotides long. RefSeq names its product butyrophilin subfamily 1 member A1-like. NCBI's taxonomy places the organism in Eukaryota, Metazoa, Chordata, Actinopteri, Cypriniformes, Xenocyprididae. Gene Ontology annotation, molecular function: protein binding. The record is from RefSeq and is a predicted model, not a curated record. Bases 353 to 1903 code for a protein of 516 amino acids. The transcript is spliced from 9 exons.
CCAGUCGAUCCCAGCGGGAAAAAUCCUCAGCCUUCACUUCAGUGUCGGAGAUCUGUGUGGAUUUUCCAUUUGCUAUAUUCAAAUAAUAGGAAUUAUACACUGAAUAUGAAGAGUUGUUCAUUAUAUGCUGAUUGACGUCUGUUUUAUUGGGAUAACGUUAUGUUUAGAAAGUGGAAGUAAAGAGCAGGAAAAAUGGGAGGAAAGUCAGGUACACUUUUGAUAGUUUCUGAUUUUCAUCUAGCCUGUUUUAUCGUUUAUAUUUGACUCUUUUAUUGUGUUGAACGCGUGUAUGAGCUCAUAUUCAUCUAAACAAACCAGAUUACUGUGAUUUACAGACGAGUCUUCUGUCGGAAUGUUGUCGAUUUUUAUAGCUUUACUGGUGAAUCUCUUCAUAGAGACUUCUGUCUCGUUCACUGUUGUGGUUCCUCGUGAUCAGACAGUGGCUCAUGUCGGGUUCACAGUCACUCUGCCCUGCUGGAUCACUCCUCCUGAGAACGCUGAAGCUCUGGAGAUCCGCUGGUACCGUCAUGACCAGUUCGCUAAUCCUGUUCUCUUCUAUCAGCAUGGGAAGAUCCAGGACCUCCAGGAAGAAUCGUACAGGAACCGAACCUCACUGACUCGGUGCUCAGGUCAGUCUGGUGGACUGAAGGAUGGAGACGUCUCUCUACGGCUGGAGAAACUCACGGUUCAGGAUGAAGGUUUAUUUCACUGUUAUGUGAGUGGAGAAAGCACAUAUGGCAGUCAAGAGAUGGUUCUCAAAGUCACUGCUUUAGGAUCAACUCCUGUCCUGUUUCCACAGCCUCUGGAUGAUGGACGUGUGAACAUCAGCUGUAACUCCAGCGGCUGGUAUCCAGAGCCGAACAUCAUGUGGAGGUCAGAUGAGUGGAGGGAUCUUCGUCCUGGAGGAGUGUCUUGCAGUCGUGGAGCAGAUCAGAUGUUCUCAGUCCACAGCUGGACGGUCGUCUCUCACUCGGAUGCUCAACUGGUCUCAUGUUCAAUGUCUCUCAAGACAGGAGAGUUUAGAGAAGGAAAAUUGAACAUACAAGCCAUCAUCUUUUCAGAUUCAUCAGAUCCAUGGAAGACUCUUUUCUUUAUCGUUCUCAUUUGUGCUCUUCUGGGUUUGGUUGGGCUGAUCCUGUACAAAUACAGACACAAACUACCAGGGAAGAAAACAGCUAAAAAAGCUGUGAAAGACACAAAUACAGAAGAACAGAAGAAAGAUACAGUUGUGGGAGACGUAAACCUAGAAGAACUGAGGACACAUGCAGUUCAGAUCACUAUUGACCGUGAGCAUUUACAUCCAGAUCUGAUGAUCACUAAGAACUGUAAAUUAGUGAGAGACUCUCCAGAUUAUAAUCACACUGGAGAGGGAUUUCCAUAUCAAUUAUGUGCGUUUGGAGCUCAGAGAUUUACAUGUGGUCGUCACUAUUGGGAGGUCGAGUUGGCACGAGAAAAUACAGAUCCUAAAAACUUCUGGUUAAUUGGUGUGGUGAAACAUAGACAUUUUACGGCUAAAGACAGAUCUGCUUUAACUCCAUCAGACGGUUUCUGGUUUCUGUGUUCAGACGGUCCUAAUGGCUUUUACACCAACACUGAAACACCAGUUAAACUCUCACUGACGCCGAGACCUGAACAACUGGGAGUUCUGUUAGAUUAUGAUGACGGUCAGCUGUCAUUUUACAAUGUCAAAGAGAAGAAACAUCUCCUGACCAUGAGCACCAGAUUCACUGGAUCAGUCGUUCCUCUGUUUAAUCCAGGUGUAGGUGAUCAGAGUUCACUUGAAAUUCUGGAUUGUCCAAAACCUGUAGAAUCACCUGUAGAGUCCAGUCAACCUUUACUGAUUAACAGCUCAAAACCUGAAGACUCACCUGUAGAGUUCAGUCAAAACAGCACAGACGUCUGACUGAUCAAUCCAGUGUGUUCAAACAGAAAGAAGGACAGAUACUUACGUCUUUCC